Molecule: messenger RNA, 1275 nt
Organism: Apaloderma vittatum (bar-tailed trogon)
Lineage: Eukaryota; Metazoa; Chordata; Aves; Trogoniformes; Trogonidae
Gene: ALG8
Product: ALG8, alpha-1,3-glucosyltransferase
Exons: 11
Coding region: 187-1275 (362 amino acids)
Biological process (GO): protein N-linked glycosylation
Cellular component (GO): endoplasmic reticulum membrane
Molecular function (GO): dolichyl pyrophosphate Glc1Man9GlcNAc2 alpha-1,3-glucosyltransferase activity
Source: RefSeq, a predicted model, not a curated record
AUAUAAACCUUCUGUAGUUAUUCCACAGAUUUCGAAGUACAUAGGAAUUGGCUCGCCAUCACUCACAACUUGCCCCUCUCUCAGUGGUACUAUGAGGCAACUUCGGAAUGGACUCUGGAUUAUCCACCGUUUUUUGCGUGGUUUGAAUAUGCGCUUUCGCACGUUGCCAAGUACUUUGACCCCGAGAUGUUGGUUAUCGAAAAUCUAAAUUACACCAGUCGGGCGACCAUCUUCUUCCAAAGAUUUUCUGUCAUCUUUACAGACAUCGUUUUCAUCUAUGCAGUUCGUGAGUGCUGCAGGUGGGUAAAUGGGAAACGAGCUGCAAAGGAUAUCCUGGAAAAACCAACCUUUAUUCUCGCCGUCCUGCUCCUGUGGAAUUUUGGGUUGUUAAUUGUGGAUCAUAUUCACUUUCAGUACAACGGCUUUCUGUUCGGGCUGAUGCUUCUUUCUGUGGCCCGCCUGUGUCAGAAAAGAUACUUGGAGGGCGCACUUCUCUUUGCUGUUCUGCUGCAUUUCAAACACAUCUACGUGUACGUGGCCCCAGCAUACGGCAUUUAUUUGCUCCGAUCCUACUGUUUCACUGCAAAUAACGCAGAUGGAUCCCUGAAGUGGAGGAGUUUCAGCUUGCUGCAUGUCACCCUCCUGGGAUUGAUCGUCUGUCUCGUUUCGGCUCUUUCCUUGGGCCCCUUCAUAGUCCUGGGCCAGCUGCCUCAAGUCAUUUCGCGGCUUUUUCCUUUCAAGAGAGGCCUGUGCCACGCUUACUGGGCCCCGAACUUCUGGGCUCUGUACAACGCCGUGGAUAAAGCGCUGACGGUUUUUGGUUUAAAAUGUAAUCUGCUUGAUCCCACAAAAAUUCCUAAGGCCUCCAUGACAGGAGGGCUGGUUCAAGAAUUUCAGCACACCGUCCUCCCUUCUGUGACUCCGCUGGCAACAUUAAUCUGUACUUUCGUUUCUAUAUUGCCCUCUGUUUUCUGUCUUUGGUUUAAACCUCAAGGGCCCAGAGGCUUUCUGCAGUGCCUCGUGCUUUGUGCGUUGAGCUCCUUCAUGUUCGGCUGGCACGUGCAUGAAAAAGCCAUGCUCCUGGCUAUUCUGCCUUUGAGCUUGUUGUCUGUUCAGAGAGCGAAGGAUGCUGGCAUCUACUUGAUUCUGACAACCACAGGACAUUUCUCACUUUUCCCACUGUUGUUCACGCCACCAGAACUGCCGAUUAAAAUCCUGCUCAUGCUGCUGUUCACUGUUUAUAGCUUCUCUUCGCUGAAAUCUCUAUUCAGGUAA